CACAUAUCCCCCCAAUCCCUGCAAUUACUACUCUUGGACCUUUUGUUACAGUAUGGCUCAUGUAUUUCGCCGAAGACUUUGAUGCGCCCUGCAGUCGAAGGGAUACAGACGAAGUAUUAACAAGGCGGCGGAAAGAAGGCUAUGUCAUGCGAGCGAUCUGGAAAGGCGACGUUAGAAAACUCACAGACAUCAUCGCGUUUUAGAUGAUAAUUGAUAAUGCACAUACGUGGGCAACCCGAGUCUUCAAGCCCUUGAUCUCCUCGUAUAUCGAGCAGUGGAAACAUAUACACAGCGAGCAAAAGACAGGCAGGGUGGUCCAGGACCUACUCCUGGCGGGUAAAUCACAAGGACUUCGUCAGAAGAAUAUUGAACAGCGAAGACUCGUCGUGCCCAUAGUUCGAGAUCUACUAGAUGCCCCUGCUGGGAUGGAAUUAGAUGAUAUGGCACAUAAAAAGGUCACGCCAUUGUUCCUUGGUAUGCUUAUGCAUCAGAUAUGCUCCACAGAGAGAGACUUCAUUUCCAGUCAAAUCGAGAAAGCGGUAACGGAAAGGCUUCAGGUUAUUGUCACAAAUGGCGCCACAGUUACUACCCAAGUCGAUGCUCUUCACCGAGUUGAAGCAACAACACAAUUACCUCUCCGGAGUGAACACGAAGAAACAAUACCAAGCGCUGAUUCGUCGCAAGAGACUCAAUUUCCAGAAACUGACAAUGACGACCCGAAUGACUCUGAUUACAGUCCUCCACGGUCCCAAUCACGAUCAAGAUCAACUUCAGACGCACACUUAUAUGAUGAAGAUGCUCGGUCUGAGGUUGCCAUUUCUAUAGCUUCUGAUUCAAUCUCUUCAUUUAGAUCCUUUUCAAACGACACAACGCUCGUAUGGAGACCUCCGAGUAAUCCUGAAACACCAAAGGUUGGACCAAGUAGCAAGCAGGGUUCUGCAAGACCAAACAUGCUUCAUCGACAGUCCUCACAGCCAUCGGAGGACUCCAACGACGCGACCCCGAAGCCGAGCACGAUGGGGAAUGGAAUUGAUUUCAAUUUUGCAUUUGAAAGUCCAGGUUCGCCACGUGCAAGUUCGCAUCUUGAGCGACUGGGAAAGAAUAAACUCGAUGGGUCACCAGUGUUCGCAGGUCGAUCGCCACCCAGUGAACCAAAGUGGCCGCCGGGACGAAGGUUUGCCCAGUCAAAGACUCGAAAAUCUCCCCAGCAUCCCAAGUAUGGGAGUGACAUAAGCCCAUCUCCCCCUGAAGGUCCUAUGGCAAAACUGUACAUUGACUUGGCGAGUAAUAGCCAGGAAGACCCCCCAAAUACCAAGGACUAA
Fusarium redolens is the source of this 1322-nucleotide messenger RNA. RefSeq lists its product as uncharacterized. The coding region runs from base 204 to 1322 and encodes 372 amino acids. The record is from RefSeq and is a predicted model, not a curated record. Lineage: Eukaryota; Fungi; Ascomycota; Sordariomycetes; Hypocreales; Nectriaceae. The transcript has 2 exons.